CAGACUCGAGGGAGACGCCGAAGAAGAAGCGGCAGCUGCUACAAGACCAGACGACUCUGACAACGCCUCCCCCACGAGGCAGCGCCCGAGGGCCCAGGGGUCGCCCGGACCCCGUUUCGCAGCCGAGUCCUUCGGCGCUCUGGCGGAGGCAUCGAAGUCGGGAUCCUAAGCGCCAGGCCCCUGCAUCCGUUCGCCCGAGGGCAGCCGCACCCUGCGCCAUCAUCGACACACUCAGCGCCCCCGCAAGCAGCGUGUAGCGGAGGCGAGAGCGCCGACGGGAGCCUCGUAGUUCCGCCCCAUGAGAGGAAGCCCCACGGGAGCCGCCCCGAGCACAGUGACGACGUCACUGCUGUAGUACCGCGGGACGAUGGUCGCCACGCCCAGCCCCGCCCUCGCACGGGCUCUCCUCGCCCCCCUUGUGCUGCUGCUCUUCUCAGGGAACUCGACCCUCGAGGCGCUCCCCGACGCGGGUCUGCCGCAGGAGGCCGGCCAGGGCAGCCGCGUCAUCCCGCCCUUCUCGCCGUCUCUGGAACGCGCGCGCUCCCUGGGCUCGUCCCCCGUCACGCCGCAGGGGAGAGGCAACAGUCCUUCUCCGGAGAACCCGCCAAGAGUCCCCUCGGCGGGCACGAGGGACGCCGCGGACGCGCCCCAGGGCAGACCGGGAGCUGACGCCGGGGCACUGGCACCGUACGGCAAGGGGCUGAGCGGCGACGAGGGCCGGCGCCGGGGCGACGAGGACGUGCCCCCGCUGAGCGAGAUGCCCCUCGACGACGAAGACGCGGAGCCCGACUGCCCUCCCUCGCUGCCUGAAGGCUACGUCACCUGGAGGAGGGACAGCAGGCUGGUCACGGCGACGCUCCCGCAUAUGGUCCCGAGGUCGUGCUUGCCGCCCCUCAAGUGCAGCGUGUCCACCACCGUCCACCGGCGAGUAUUCCUGCAGGAUGGAGACACCUUGGAGGUCAUCCUCCAGGCGCCUCCGGACUAUACCCCGCCCACAUCCUCGGAGUACGUCCCUCAACCAACGCCCACGCCGCCCACGCCAGCUCCAGUCACAACGCCCGUCGCGACCACAACAGCAGCAACAACAACUACUACAGUCGCAGCUACAACAACAUCAGCAACAGAAACAACAGACAUCGAUACAAAUGAGACUCUCACGGCAGACGCAGAGGCGACUUCCGCCGCAGGCCAACAGGGGCACGAGCUGCUGGACGAGCACGAGGCCGACGCGACCUCCACCGCGGCCUCCCAGCACCCGCAGGAGCCGGGCGAAGAGCAGGGGCCAUUCGCUCCACGGGAGUCUCAGCACGAGAGGAAAGAGGCGGCGACGCAGCCGCACUCAGAGCCUGUCGUCCAAAACCAGACUCACCUUUUCGCUCGCGACGACAACCACCCGACGGGUCCCUCGCCCUCAGCCGCCUCCGGGAGAGACAAGAGACAGGUCGUGGGCGGCGCACCCCAUUACCCGCAGUUCUCUACCUCAACCAAAAGGCCUCCUUCACAUCAGCUGACGAGCGAAAAAGAGGAAUCGGAAACCCAAGCGCUCGCCGAGAAGUCCAGAAGACUAGCGAAUCAGACUGCAAAUUCUCCUCUCACAAUAUGGAGGGUGAGCGUGGCGGAGUCCUCGUGCAGCACGCGCGAGGGCGGCCAGAGGCGCGGCGGCGAGAACGGCGUCGUGACCGUCGACUCCAGGUUCCUCCAGGCCGGCACCAACUACUUCAUCGGUCGAUCGUCGUGGUCCUCAACGGAGUGCUUCAAGUUGCAGGUCAUGGUCAGGUCAGCGGAGUGCGGCGAAGGCCAGAUCUGCUCCGGGAAAGGAACCUGCUUCACCAAUGCUUCUAUGGAGCACUUCCAAUGCCGCUGCUGCGAUACUUACACAGGGUCGCACUGCGAGGAGCUGGACGCCUGCGAGCCGAACCCGUGUCUCAACUCGGGGAUCUGCGUGGACAUCCAGGAGGGGCACGACGGGGACACCUUCCAGUGCCUGUGUCCUUACGGGUACCGAGGGCGGUACUGCGAGGAGUGGACCAACCUGUGCGAGUCUCGACCCUGCCAGAACGGCGGCACGUGCACGGGCAACCACUCGGCCUACACGUGCCUCUGCUCCCCCGGCUGGACAGGGACGCAGUGCAGCGAGCGCGAGGAAGUGACGGAACUCAGCAGCAACAACGACGAGGCCUGCGCGAACAGCCCUUGCAUUCACGGCGUUUGCGUGGAGACCCAGUCGCAGGGCGUCAGGUGCUUCUGCUUGCCAGGAUACGGAGGUUCGCGGUGCCAGUUUGAGUACAACGAGUGCGAAUCCAGCCCGUGCAUCAACGGCGGAACUUGCGUCGACAUCGUGAGCGGGUUCCAGUGCCUGUGCGGCAGAGGCUACACGGGGCGCGCAGAUCAGUAUCGGGACGACUUCGACCUCUGCAAGCCGGACCCCUGCCCGGCGUCCAAGGUGUGCGUCGACAAGGGCAACAGCUACUCGUGCGAGUGCCUCAACGGCCUCAGCGAAGACAACUGCGGCCAUCACAAUCUCGUGUGCAUGCCUAACCCGUGCGAGAACGGGGGUACCUGCUGGAUCGUUCCGGAGGUGCACGUGUUCUUCUGCUCGUGUCGGCCGGGGUUCACGGGGAGGACGUGCCAAGACGAGGCCGUGUUGGAGACGGUGGGCGCGGUGGGCACGGCCGAGCCCCACGGCCUCCUCGACGUCCGCCUGCCCGUCGACCGCCCUUUCAACCACAUCAAGAACAUCUACGUCGCCUUCGCCACGCUGGCCGCGGCCCUGCUCAUAUUCAUCGUCGUGGUGGGCGCGUGCCACUGCCGGCUCAACAGGACGUACCGGAAGUGCUUCGUGAAGCUCCCGCGGCCAGGCAAAGUGCUGCACACGGUGCGGCGCCCGCGGCCCACCUCGCUCUUCGACAAGGCCAGACGCGAGCGGAACGGGGCGCUGCGCCUGGAGACGGACCCCGACGGCGCGGCGAUGCCCAUGACCUCCUGCAACUCCAACUCGGACGCCGUCUACUACAACAUGGAUGCCUGCGACAACCAGGAGUUGCCCCUCAUCAAGUAGGCCGGCGGAAGAGGAAGCCCUUGUGCUGUCUCCUCCGACGGCCUCUCGCCGCCGCUGCGCCUCCCGAGGGCCCUGGAGUGCCGAACUUAAGACGGAGUCUCGUUACUGAAACACUUACGUUAAUUCGUUUGUCCAUUGUCUUCUAGAUUUUGCGCCUAGUCAAGCUCGAAUACUGGUCUGUAGUUGCAAACGAGAGUAGUUUGACAAAUUUAUUUUCUUGUUUCUUACUUAGAGAUUCAUAUUUUUUGUGGUCAGUGGAUAGUGAAGACGCGCAGCGCCAUUACUUAUAACCAUUCGUAGUCAUUGUCAACAAAUUCUAGUCGGUAAGUGAUCGCAGGCCAGAUGCAUGAUUAGAUAACUAAAGGAAAUGUAAAGAGAAAAGGACCUAAUAACACCGAUGUAGACGAGAGUUCUGCAGGUAUUAUUCUGCUCUCAUAGUGAACUCGGAACGCGAGGCUACCGGGCUUUGUAAUAACUGCCGCGCCUUUAAGUUCCAGCAUUUCACGCAGAUAUAGGCUUACACACAAUAAGUUUAUAUCUCUCGCCAUCCAGUUUUAUCGACAUGAGGUCUCUCUCUUAGGUAUAUACAAGGCCAACUUACACGUUUGUUUUUGUAGCGUUCUUCCAGUGUAGCGUUCACGACUUCAGAUAGAUAGUCAUCCGAGUUCAUCAUAUUUUUCUUGCACAUUUGAUUUUUUUAACAAUGCACAAUAUCAGACGUUUUGCAUGUUAAGCACCCACACUCGUAUACAUAAACUGAUAUUAGUAUGAGCUAAGAACUAAUUAUAUCAUGUAAAUGACAGUGAAAGUGAAGAGGGGAACUCCUCAUGAAAAUGAAAGGAAAGGUGGACAAUCUUUUAAACUGGGUGUGCAAACACGAGUGUGUAAAUCGGAAAUCAUAUUGUGAAUGAACUCAUUUACAAAAGCUCUCUACCUACCAGUGAAAAUGCAUCAAUGUGCUCGACAAAUGCAUCAUUGAACAGAACGAUUAUUUUCUUAAUCUAAACUGACUGAACCAGAAUCCACUGUUGCAUUUGACACGUGAGACUUGUUGAGAAGUGCCAGGCAGAUGGCAACAAAGCCGAAAGUUUUGUAAGCUAAGGCACCCAUUUGGACUUUGUUGAACGGAAAUUUUGCUGCCAAUAAUCUACAAAUCGCGGGACACAAGAGACCCGCCGUUUCUUCUCUUACAAGGAGCACCUCCAGGGGUGUUUCGCAUUACCUGAUAGUUGUAUUUAUAGUCGGUUGAUUUAAAACAGAAUAGAUUCAAAUUUUAAAGGAUAUUAUUGAUAUUCUUCAAUUUUCGAGCCUACUUGUCAGAUAUGAUUGUAAUGUAUAAAUGUCCAUAGUCUCUUCUUGAUAUCCAGUAUUAAUCUGUCUUUUCCAAGGACAAAGAAAAAGAAAAUUCAAGAGGAAUAUUU
Penaeus vannamei (Pacific white shrimp) is the source of this 4479-nucleotide messenger RNA. Lineage: Eukaryota; Metazoa; Arthropoda; Malacostraca; Decapoda; Penaeidae. The record is from RefSeq and is a predicted model, not a curated record.